AUAUAGCCGGCCAAAGUAAUAAAUAAUCCAAUGCUCGCUAGCCUCGCGCAUAUGAUAUUCAGAGUCACACAGUUCAAAUGCAGGAAAGUUUUCGAAGUCCAACGCUGUGUUAUCAUUUGAUAGGUAGUGUUGUUAACAGAUAGCUGGAUCUAACAACACAAGAAAAUGAUAUUCGCAAAGGCAAUUUCCCGUUUCAGUUUGACAAUGUUGAUCAAGAAAAGGACAAUUGCUAGUUUGGCUGCCCUUCCAGAAACUCAUCAGAUGCUCCAUAAGACCUGUCGUGAUUUUACAGACACUGAACUAAUUCCAAUUGCAGCUAAAAUAGAUCGGGAGCACCAAUAUCCUGCAGAACAGAUUGCAAAAAUUGGUGAUUUAGGUUUAAUGUCUAUUGUUCUCAGUGAGAAGUAUGGAGGUUCAGGAUUGGAUUAUCUUGCGUACGCUAUAGCUAUGGAGGAAAUUUCACGUGGAUCAGCAUCGAUUGGAGUGACCAUGUCAAUCCACAAUUCACUCUAUCUAGGGCUGCUGGAAAAGUAUGGGAAUGAACAACAGAAAAAUACGUUUAUUCCAGGAUACACUGAUGGUCGAAAAAUCGGCUGCUUUGCGUUAUCUGAACCAGGAAAUGGUUCAGAUGCUGGGGCAGCAUCGACUAGCGCUACGCAAAAGGGUGAUCGUUGGGUGUUGAACGGAACAAAAUGUUGGAUAUCAGGAGGAUACGAAGCUGGGACUGGAAUUGUGUUCGCUACCACUGACAAAAGUCUGAAACACAAAGGGAUAUCAGCCUUCAUUGUACCAAUGAAUUCCAACGGAUUGAGUCGUGGCAAGAAAGAAGACAAGCUUGGAAUUCGGGGUACGUCCACGUGUCAGCUUAUUUUUGAAGACUGCGAAAUUCCAAAAGAAAAUAUACUCGGCGAAGCGGGACAUGGAUUCAAAAUAGCAAUGCAAUCACUGGAUGCUGGUCGCAUUGGAGUGGCUGGUCAAGCUUUAGGAAUAGCUCAGGCCUCUCUAGAGUGUGCGGCAGAGUAUGCCACCAAAAGAAUUGCAUUUGGUAAACCGAUAUCUAAGUUACAGUUAAUACAAAGCAAAAUUGCUGACAUGUCAGUGCGAGUGGAAUCGGCUAGAUUACUGACUUGGAGAGCCGCAUGGCUGAAGGAUAAUAAAAGGCCAUUCACAAAGGAAGCCGCUCAGGCCAAGUUAGCCGCAUCAGAAACGGCCACAUUCUGUGCUCAUCAAUGUAUGCAAAUUCUGGGAGGAAUGGGUUAUGUGUCUGAUAUGCCUGCGGAACGAUAUUACCGUGAAGCACGAAUAACAGAAAUCUACGAAGGAACCUCUGAGAUUCAAAGACUUGUCAUUGCUGGGCAAAUUAUAAAGGAACUUGCUUCAUGAUUUCUUCCUUGUUCAAAACUUACCGUUUUCAUUUAUAUUUGUAUUUUGAGCCCCAUAGCAACUAAUAAUGGAGUUCAUGGAAGUAAUAUUUAUAAAAUUAUAUAAAUGAAUAAUAUGUAUAUUAUUUGUCAUCACUUUUCUUCCGAUGUUAUGUUCGUUACAUGAUAACAUGAUACAGAAUGGGCUUUUCCCUCACUCCAAAUAAAAUAAAAUAAAAAACAAA
Molecule: messenger RNA, 1606 nt
Organism: Toxorhynchites rutilus septentrionalis
Lineage: Eukaryota; Metazoa; Arthropoda; Insecta; Diptera; Culicidae
Product: short-chain specific acyl-CoA dehydrogenase, mitochondrial-like
Exons: 2
Coding region: 166-1383 (405 amino acids)
Biological process (GO): fatty acid beta-oxidation using acyl-CoA dehydrogenase; butyrate catabolic process
Cellular component (GO): mitochondrion
Molecular function (GO): flavin adenine dinucleotide binding
Source: RefSeq, a predicted model, not a curated record